Molecule: messenger RNA, 2379 nt
Organism: Poeciliopsis prolifica (blackstripe livebearer)
Lineage: Eukaryota; Metazoa; Chordata; Actinopteri; Cyprinodontiformes; Poeciliidae
Product: G protein-activated inward rectifier potassium channel 4-like
Exons: 5
Coding region: 201-2186 (661 amino acids)
Biological process (GO): regulation of monoatomic ion transmembrane transport; potassium ion import across plasma membrane
Cellular component (GO): plasma membrane
Molecular function (GO): inward rectifier potassium channel activity
Source: RefSeq, a predicted model, not a curated record
UGUCACUAAAGGUACGCAGACUUUAGUCAGUUCAUCUCAGAUGGGAUUUAUAAUUGCUAAACUUGUGUUUGGGUCGCUUUUAAGAAGCUCAGAUGUAGUUUCUGGUGUUGGUCAGGAUGCUGGAACCUAAUUGUCAUUUGACAAAGACAUCAUCAUGAUCAUACUUUGCUGCUAGUGUUCAUUUUCAUCCCGUUUCUGUGAUGCAUCCUGGCGCAAGAGAAGACAGCAAUGUGGAGACCACACAGUGCUGUGGAUCGACGCAGGCCCAGAUGAAAGGACAACAAGCCUCUACAACUAGUCACCCACAGUCUAUCAUGGUGGUCCAUUCCACGCCAACAGGGGAAAAAAUUCAUUGCGAGAGCUACUUCAUAAAUACGAAGCCUGACAAAUCUGCACUUGCUGACCCCGAGGCAGAGACUUCUACUAAUUUUGCACCAACUAGAAAACGCUACAAAAGCACAACGGAUAUCCCUUAUCGAGGGAGUUUUUGCUUGCUGCCUCCCUGCACCCCAGGAGUCAUAGAUAAAGAGCAGAACAUCUGGCGCCGCUGUUCAGUGAGCGAGACCAACAAUGUCUCACACUUCCGUCGUCAUGCCCUCAGUGUCCCCAACAUGGGCUCCUCCAGUCCCCUUCAUUUCACCCACAGCAGCCCUCUCCACACCAGCCCACUCUCACCAGCACACAGCAACGUAUCGAGCCCUGGAAGGGAAAUGGAGAGGCUUGCAAAGGCUCGAAGUAAACUCCUAGAGAGUGAAAGCAACCAGACACCCAGACUUCCUGCAGAAACCAGAGAGCAACUUCGCUACGUGUCCAAGGAUGGAAAGUGCAGAGUCAAUCUAGGCCACAUUGAUGAAAGGGGGCGUUUUCUUUCUGACAUCUUUACCUCUUUUGUGGACCUCCAGUACCGCUGGUUUCUAUUUGUUUUUAUGAUGUGCUAUAUUACAACCUGGUUCCUAUUCGCUGGCCUUUACUAUGUCAAUGCAUCCAUUCGGGGUGACCUCGGUCAAGAACAACCUCUUGGCACAACUCGGGACCAGUAUGUAGACCAAAGUCACUGCUAUUUGGGAAUCGAUGGCUUCGUAUCGGCUCUUCUGUUCUCCGUGGAGACGCAGCGCACCAUUGGUUAUGGCUCACGGACUGUUUCCCCCACCUGCCACGAAGGUGUGCUACUGGUCAUGAUGCAGUGCAUCGUGGGCUCCAUGAUCGAUGCCCUCAUGGUGGGCUGCAUGUUUGUGAAAAUAUCUCGUCCCAAAAAGCGAGCCGAGACGCUUCUUUUCAGCCGCACGUGCGUCAUUGCGAACCGCGACGACCAGCUGUGCCUGAUGUUUCGCCUGGGAGACCUGCGCGAGAGCCACAUGGUGGACGCAAAGGUCCGAGCAAAGUUAAUCAAGUCCCGGCAGACAGCCGAGGGGGAAUUUCUACCCCUGGAGCAGACAGAGAUUGACCUCGGAUAUGAAACUGGAUCAGAUCGCCUCUUCCUGGUUGAACCUCAAGUCAUUCAGCAUAAUAUCGGCGCAAGCAGCCCGCUGUGGGACCUGGGGCCCGAGCAACUCCGACGGCAGCAGUUUGAGAUAAUUGUUAUAUUGGAGGGGAUAGUCGAGGCCACAGGAAUGAUGUGCCAAGCCAAAACAUCUUACAUAGAAACAGAGAUUGAGUGGGGCGCUCGCUUCGAACCCUGCAUGAUGCUGGAGAAAGGCUCAUUUCGAGUGGAUCUGCGUAGGUUCCACACCACAUACAAGGUACCGCUUCCAAACUGCAGUGCCAACCAAGCACACCAGCUGAUGGUUCUGGCAGGGUGCAAAGUCCAAAGCCACACCACCUACGGGGAGUGGGAUGCUUGGGCAGAGGGAACAGCUGCAGAAGACAAAGACAAGUCUCCGUCUAACAUUCGGUUUACCAUAGGUGACAUUCAGGAGGAAAGAACGUCAGAAGACAUCGAGGAGCUAACUCCAGGUCCAUGUAUGGGACAGACAGACAUGGGAAAACGCGACUGCAGCUGCUCAAAAGGUCGACCUGCUGAGCCCAUUCCACCAGACAUAUCUCUGCAUCAGAAAAGUAUGACUUCAUCCUCUGUAAUGAUGCAAUAUAUCGGCCCUGGCCAGCAAGCCAAGAGCAAAGGAUUCAGAGGAGAGGAGCCCACCCAUCAUUUGUCACAUUUUACAAGCUGCUGCCGGGCUGUAUGUUGAAGAACUGAAGCACAUGGUCCAAGCAGAUGUAAUGUGUUUAAGUGCGGAUGUGCUGGCAGCAACACUUGUGUCUUUUGUACAGACGCACAGGAGGUUCCAUCUCAUGAAUAUUCUGCACAUUUGUGCAUUUUGGUUAAAUAUGUGUGUUUAUUAUCUUCAUUUUUUUUUUUUUGCAUUCUUAUGUGUUUUUUGU